CAACAAUGAAGUACCAAAUUGGAUGACACCAAAAUUAAAGAAAUGUUCACCCAUGUCAAAUGAAAAAAGUAUUGAAAUAGACAAUUUCAAUUAUACAAGUAAACCAAAUACACAAAAUAUAAAAGCACUAGAAAGAACAACUCCAGUGAUGAAAAAACCCCAGAAAGACCCCAAUGAUGAAGCACUAGAAUUAGGAAGUGGGAAAAAAGAAAACAAACAAAAUACAAAUACACCAGGAUGGACAGAUGACUUCAAAGGUGAAGAAGCACCAUAUAGAUGCGAAAUGGAUAACUUAAACAAUGAGAAUCAUGAAAAAAAA
Molecule: messenger RNA, 319 nt
Organism: Dentiscutata heterogama
Lineage: Eukaryota; Fungi; Glomeromycota; Glomeromycetes; Diversisporales; Gigasporaceae
Source: the annotation of a GenBank genome assembly